This is a messenger RNA of Sitophilus oryzae (rice weevil), 1359 nucleotides long. RefSeq lists its product as uncharacterized. NCBI's taxonomy places the organism in Eukaryota, Metazoa, Arthropoda, Insecta, Coleoptera, Curculionidae. Gene Ontology annotation, biological process: purine nucleobase metabolic process. Gene Ontology annotation, molecular function: hydroxyisourate hydrolase activity. The coding region runs from base 93 to 1067 and encodes 324 amino acids. The transcript is spliced from 6 exons. The record is from RefSeq and is a predicted model, not a curated record.
CAUCGUGUCCUUGCCAAGUUUCCAUCGGCCGGCCAUUAUCACUGGAUUUAGUAAUUUUAACUAUUUUUUAGUAAUAUUUCUUUUGCGCGGGAAUGGAUAGUGUUACGGAAGUAACGCAUAUUAUUGAAGAGGAAGAGGCUCAAGAGUCUGAAGAUUUACAAGAUAUUGAGAGUGGAAGUCACAUAAAUGUUAUUCCAUUACAUUUAAUCAAAGUUUCUAAUAGGGUACAACCAACUUCUGAACAAUUUGCAACAGUUGUCAGGGGAAAGUAUUCGAAAUACUAUAAACAAACUUAUAGACCUGCUUGGGAACAAAUGCCUGAUUUUAAAGGUUGGCUUCGGGGCGUUAAAGGAGAACCUACUAGAGCUUAUUGCAUUUAUUGCCAGAAAACUUUGCACGCUCAUAGAUUAAGUUUAUUGAAACAUACUUGCACAAUUCGACAUCAAAAAGCAGCUCAACUUCAUGGAAAUCCUGCACCUCCUAAGCAGAGUUUUAAUAUAAGUAUGGAUGAUAAUAUUCAGACAGUUGUAAACGAUGAAAACAUUCUUACUGAAGAAGAAGAUGGAGACCUUCAACCACAAAUCAUUUAUACAACGCAGGAAGAAUUAGAGGAUAUUGAGCAGGAGCAGGAGACUGAAAAUGAACUAGAUGAGGAAGAGGAUGAUUAUUAUGGACAAAAUAUUUCUACAUCUGUACAAGAAAAUUCUGUUGUUAAGAACCAAACUAUGGUGUCACCAAUUUCGACUCAUGUAAUAGACACUACAAAAGGUGCACCAAUCACAGGAUUAUCUGUAAGUUUAUAUAAAUUGGUUGAUGGCAGAUGGACGUACAUUAACGAAGGAUUAACAGAUACUUUUGGAAGAUUUUCUGAUUUUAUCAAGUCAGGAAAUUUUAGCCUAGGGCGUUACAAGCUACAUUAUGAUGUUGAUAAAUAUUUUGAAGCCAAAAAACAAGAGAGUCCCUUUCCAUUUAUAGAGGUUGUUUUUGAUGCAUCUUCUUUGACAAAACACCAUUUUCCAUUAUUGCUUAGUCCAAAUAGCUAUACAACUUACAAGUCCAAUGAUUGAAUUUUUAUUUUAUGUAUGUAUUAUUAAAUCAGUAUGAAAAUUUAUGAAUAUGAUGAUUGAAAUUUAAAUGACAUUUUUUUAUAUCAGUAUAUAUAUUAAAUAUUGUUAACAAGUAAAAUAAACAAUAAUAAAAGCAGUUAAUUUAAUGUACAGAUUAGCACAAUAGUUAGAUAAUAACAUAGUACAUAUUUCAUAUUAUAAAAAUUAAUUACAAAUUAUAUGUAUAACAUUACAUUGAUGUAAAAUAAAGAUAGGUUUAACACGAUUUAAGGUAAGGUACUCCUAGCAAAAA